Messenger RNA from Panicum virgatum (switchgrass), 1169 nucleotides. RefSeq names its product cyclin-dependent kinase 12-like. The record is from RefSeq and is a predicted model, not a curated record. Lineage: Eukaryota; Viridiplantae; Streptophyta; Magnoliopsida; Poales; Poaceae. Bases 1 to 1017 code for a protein of 338 amino acids. The transcript has 5 exons.
AUGGCCAAGAGAGGAGAUCCUGGUCCUUUGUCUCAUAUGAGUAAGCUAGUUCGAUGUCUCGACGAGGACGUCGAGUCCUCAAGGGGGCGACGGUCGGAAAAUUUAACCCCGGUCGUAGGUCGCCCUCCCACCUUCGUCUCACCCGCACCCCUCGCUCCGAUCCACACGCCCCCUCCGUUCGAUGCACUGCCCCUCGCUCCGAUCCGCCGCCCUCCCUCUCGCUCCACCCCAAAGCGCCGCGCCACUCUUCCCAUCGCGCCGCUGCCUCCCCAGACGCCGCGCUCCUCCUCCUCCUCCACCUCCUGCCGCCGCUGCCGCCUCACUCCUCCGCCCACGCGCCCCUGCCUCCCCGUCGCCGCACCCCUCCUUUCCCAUCGCGCCGCUGCCUCCCCCGACGCCGCACUACUACUCCUCCUCGAAGUGCCGUCCCUGCCGCAGUCAAUCUCUAUCCAGGGGAAGGGGCUCCUGGAUCUGCGAGUUCGCGGCGCACGCCCCUCGUCUGACACAUCCAUCCGAGAGGACCUCCACUUCGCGAAAGGGGUCGUCGUCGCCGUGCCCCACCGCCCGUCCGGCGCCUCAAUGCAGCCGUCAUGGGCUGACCUCACUGUUCCCCACCGCCGGACCAUGCAUACUCGCCUGCCGCGCGCCUUCCUCGCUGCCCGAACCGUCCCCGCUGCACGGAUCUGCACCCGCGUCAGGAUGACAACCCGGUGGAAAUCGGCGUUCCCGUCGUGCCCGAUGCCGCAGCGUCGACUGCUUCGAGAAGCUCGAGCAGAUCGGGGAGGGCACCUACCGGCAAGUAUUCUUGGCGAAGGAGACCGAGAGGAAGGAAAUGUGGCAGUCAAGAAGAUUCGCAUGGACAACGAGCGAGAGGGCGGCCAGUUCCCUAUCACAGGCAUCCAGGAGUUUAAAAUCCUCAAGAAGCUGCACCACCAGAACGUGAUCAACUGGUCAAUCUCAAAGAGAUCGUCACCUCGCCAGGGCCAGAGGGAGAUGAGCAGGGGAAGCACAAUAUGAUUCUAAACAAAACACCAUUGAAUGUUUGCUUUAUUGCUAAUCCAGAUGUUCUACUUAUUUUUUGUUUAAAGCAGUGUACUACUGUGAAUGUUUUUUCUGACUAAUAAAUCUCGAUUUUCGUUCAUAAUGAAUUUAUGUUCCAUUUAGAUGAA